GGGGUUGCUGGGAUGACCAGGGGGUCGCCAACCCCACCCGGCACGUCGCGAGCCCCAGGGGGGACAAGAAAACUUUACCCCCACGCGGGGCCGAGCGUGGCCUCCACCUACCCUCGGGGCCCGGUCCGCCCCCUCCUCCCGCCCGCUUCCUCCUCCCUCCCGUCCCUACCCCUCCUCCCCUCUCGCCGGCGGCUUAAGGCAGCAGGUCCGGGCGGGGCCGCGCCGCGGAGCCCACAACCUCGAGCUCCCGCCCCGCCGCCGCGCCCCGCGGGACAAGCUGCGGAGCCCGGCUUGGGGACGAGCGGCCGCGGCGCGGGGCAUGAAGUUGGGCGCGCGCGGGUCUUGGAGCGGAGGCGCGGCACAGCUGGGAGCCGCCCGCGUCUAGAGCCCGUUCGGUGCGCCAUGGAGCUCUGGGGGCCCCGGGCGCCGCAGCCGCCGCUGCUACUGCCGCUGCUGUUGCUCUUAGGGGUCGGCCUCUUGCCUGCUAGCAGCCACAUCGAGACCCGGGCCCAUGCGGAGGAGCGGCUCCUGAAGAGACUUUUCUCUGGCUACAACAAGUGGUCUCGGCCAGUAGCCAACAUCUCAGACGUGGUCCUUGUCCGCUUCGGCCUGUCCAUUGCUCAGCUCAUUGAUGUGGACGAGAAGAACCAGAUGAUGACGACAAAUGUGUGGGUGAAGCAGGAGUGGUAUGACUACAAGCUGCGCUGGGUCCCCAGUGACUACGAGAAUGUUACCUCCAUCCGCAUCCCCUCCGAGCUCAUCUGGAGGCCCGACAUCGUACUCUACAACAAUGCGGACGGGGACUUCGCAGUCACCCACCUGACCAAAGCCCACCUGUUCUAUGAUGGGCGGGUGCAGUGGACACCCCCAGCCAUCUAUAAGAGCUCCUGCAGCAUCGAUGUCACCUUCUUCCCCUUCGACCAGCAGAACUGUACCAUGAAGUUUGGGUCCUGGACCUAUGACAAGGCCAAGAUUGACUUGGUGAGCAUGCAUAGCCGCGUGGACCAGCUGGACUUCUGGGAAAGUGGGGAGUGGGUCAUUGUGGAUGCCGUGGGCACCUACAACACCAGGAAGUAUGAAUGCUGCGCCGAGAUCUACCCUGACAUCACCUACGCCUUCAUCAUCCGCCGGCUGCCGCUCUUCUACACCAUCAACCUCAUCAUCCCGUGCCUGCUCAUCUCCUGCCUCACCGUGCUGGUCUUCUACCUGCCCUCCGAAUGCGGCGAGAAGGUCACCCUGUGCAUCUCGGUGCUGCUCUCACUCACCGUCUUCCUCCUGCUCAUCACCGAGAUCAUCCCGUCCACCUCGCUGGUCAUCCCGCUCAUCGGCGAGUACCUGCUCUUCACCAUGAUCUUCGUCACCCUCUCCAUCGUCAUCACGGUCUUCGUGCUCAACGUUCACCACCGCUCGCCACGCACGCAUACCAUGCCUGCCUGGGUGCGCAGAGUCUUCCUGGACAUCGUGCCGCGCCUCCUCUUCAUGAAGCGCCCGUCUGUGGUCAAAGACAACUGCCGAAGACUUAUCGAGUCCAUGCAUAAGAUGGCCAAUGCCCCUCGUCUCUGGCCAGAACCGGAGGGUGAGCCUGGCGUCUUGAGUGACACUCGAAACCGAGGCCUGUCAUCGGCCCCAUCUUUCUGCAACCCUCUGACCACGCCAGUCGAGGCCCAGCCUACAUGCAAGUCACCCUCUCACAAGGCCCCUGAAUUGCAGACAUCAGAGGUGAAGAAGACCAGUCCCUGUCCAUCACCUGGCCCCUGUCACGCACCCAACAGUACCAGGGUCCCGACACUUGUCAAAGCCAGGUCCCUCAGUGUCCAGCACGUGCCCAGCUCCCAGGAAACGGCAGAAGGUGGCAUCCGCUGCCGGUCUCGGAGUAUCCAGUACUGUGUUUCUCGAGAUGGAGCUGUCUCCCUGGCUGACAGCCAGCCAACUGCCUCCCCUGCCUCCCUGAAGGCCCAUCCAUCCCAGCUUCCACUGUCCGACCAGGUCUCUCCAUGCAAAUGCACAUGCAAGGAACCAUCUCCCGUGUCUCCGGUCACUGUGCUCAAGGCCCGAGGCACCAAACCACGCCCCCAGCACCUCCCCCUGUCACCAGCCCUGAUGCGGGCAGUAGAGGGUGUCCAGUACAUUGCAGACCACCUCAAGGCAGAAGACACAGACUUCUCGGUGAAGGAGGACUGGAAGUACGUGGCCAUGGUCAUCGAUCGAAUCUUCCUCUGGAUGUUCAUCAUCGUCUGCCUACUGGGCACUGUGGGCCUCUUCCUGCCCCCCUGGCUGGCUGGUAUGAUCUAGAGGCACAGUAAUGGACAGGCCCACUUGGCCUGGCUCCCUGCUCUCUGUAGGGCCAUGCCACUUGUCAGUUACCCCAUCUUCCAAACCUGCCAUGAAAACCUAGGAAAGAGAUGCGGCUUCUCGGGAGCCAGAAGCUGGCACUGGUUCUAAUCCAGCCACGGGCCUGGUUACAGCAACUUAGGGCUGGCACAGGGCAGAGUUACAGUCUGAGCCCCCACUGAAAUUUCUCCAGAGCAGGUGAGAAUCACCUCCUGGCCUGCGGACAGCACACACUCAUCUGUGUCUCAGAGACUGGUCCAGGGUUGGUCUCGGUCAGCCUGUGGGGCCACACGAAUUCAUUCCUCAUCAGCAACCAGAGCCCCUCAUCUCGGGGAUUCAUCCGACCCAGGAAACUCCCACUGUGCCCCUGCUGACCACAUCCCCUCUCCCUGCCCCAUGAUGUGCCCCCAUCAACCCUUCAGACUGGGCUGCUCUCUGACUCACAGGUGUCAGAGCUGAGCCCAGGCAAGUUCGGUUUCGUUUAGAUUGGGGUAAAUUGGUAAAAAGCCAAGCUCUGUGCCGUGCGGAUACCCCAACUCACAGAAGAACUAGGGUAGCAAGGCUGAAGCCCCAUGGGAGCCCUGCAUUCAGCUCAGGGUCACAAGGGUUCUAUAGUGAGUGCCUCCUAGGGACUCGCAACCUCAGGAGGAUAGCAUUGGGAGUCUCAGGGUGGCGAGGGAGCCAGAUCACGUCCAGGUCCUGGGCUGCAGGUCCCCUGAGGGAUCUUCGUUGAUGCCCUUGCAUGUUUCUUCCUCUCUGGGAUAAAAGACUGAAGGUGGGACUUCUCAUCCUGGCCCUGUGGUGAGGCCACAGCUCGCUUGAGCACAUCUUGUACAAGAGACCUGGGACUCUCAAGGCAAGCAGGAAUAAUGGGAAGCCCCAGUCUGCCUUGCACUUAGGUUGUAGGGCUCCUCCUCCCCUUCCCAAGAUAGCACCAAACAACCUGGAAAAUCCCCAGUGAUGGGCUGGGAGAAGCACCUUCUGUGCCCACCCCUGUGAGAUUCCAUUGGGUGAAGGGCAGAGUGAGGGAGACACCCAAGAAAUUAUCCUGUGCCGUGGUCACCACCCUGCUGUCCCCAACAGCCAAGUGGCCUUGGCAGAGCUGGGCCAUGCACCCUCAGCCAGCUUGUCCUAGGCCCUGAAGCUGGAUUAUUUGGACAGUUCUGAGGACUGAAGAAAUGAAAGAACUUAAUGAAGUCUGGAACCAACACACCAAGCUCCCAGGAGGUACAGCUGGUACCUCCGAGGGAUAACUUGCCCAUCCCAGCUGAAUAUUAGGAUGGAGGUAUGCCAAAGGGCCAGCACUGUCUUUACCUGUACCUGUGGGCAAACCUGCAUUUGGACACAGCUGCUGGGCAUCCCAGGGUGCCCCUGGGAAAGGAACCCUGAACUGGAGACCUCAGGACAUCUGUGUGUACAGGAAGGGCCUGCAGAGGCCUGGGUUCUGAACUCUGGAUGUUCUAGGCCUCCCCUAGAGUCCUACGGGCAUCAAGGACCUCCAUCUGCUAUGUUUCAAUCUAUCCUCACUCUGCUGGCUGACUGGGCUGCUAAGCCCCACACUGGAGCCCUCAGGGUGUUGCAAGAUAACCCUGGUGGGGAAAUUUGUUCCAGAACCUGGGAGCCAAGGGGAACACAAACCUCUGUGAGGAAGACAGCAGACACACCUGUUAGAUAUGAGUUCCACCUGCUGCAUACACGGCUCCAACCUCAAGAUUUGCAGGCAGUGGUAGCGAUCAGGGCAAGGCCACAGUGGCACACUGUACAGAGAGGGCUGCUCUGCUGCUCUCUUCUGGGUCAGAAAAAGCGAAUCCCACUGGCACCCAGAAAUCAGGAAAGGAAAAUAAAGCACCGUGUUCUCCCCAUGCCCACUCAGCUGUCCUUUUGUCUGCCUGUUUCCGGUGUUGCUCUAUGGUCAAGAUGAAGUUCAGUUAGGGCAGAAUGCUUGAUCUGAGGCCUUUGGGCCAGUGAGCUUUGAAAAUCAGCAUGGUCCCAGUCCCUCUGAUAUGUGGAUGUUAUCUCCCCAAAGCUCCCAGCCCUCCCAUUCCUCCCCUUCCUAUGGACAGCAUUAACUCAAAUGUGAGUCCCGGGCGUCAUGUGUCCGGGAUGCCUGGCUUCUUUCACUUGUGUGGCCAAAGCUCAUCUGCUGUGCUGUGUGCACUAAACUUAUGGCUGCUGUGUGCUUGUUGGUUCUUAGUUGCUGUUUCUGUCUGAAUAAACCGACUUGUGGUGUCUUCCCUUCUGUGUGGUGUCAGUCAAGGUGCUGCUGACCAAGUUUCUGUGUUCAUGUCUGUAGGCAUGUUUGCCAUUUCUCUUUGUGUUAACGUGCUUCUUUGAUUUCUGUAUGCUAUGAUGUCUUAACAUGUUGGGGGCUUAUCAGACUCAAGGCUGCUGCUUCCAUGGCCAAACAAUUUCUAGUGCUCAGCUUGCUUGGAGCCUCCCACCUUCAUGGCUGAUGGGCCAUCGACAGUAGCACCUCUCUUCCUUACAAACUUACAUCAGAGCCAGCCACAAAGGCAAAGGAAACUAGAGACCCCUUUGUAGCCAGGAGUCUGUUUCCUCUAUGCAACCUGAGCCUCUCACAGAAACACUCGUGAGAAUGGUACCACUUCCUUCCCUCAUCCCUUCCUCCACUGAUGGCCCUGGUAUCCCCUAUUCCUAGCACAACAUCAUCUUGGUAGUUGCAGCUGACACCCUUCCUGUCAUGCCAUCAACUAGGGGAGUCCCUUGUCUCCCCCAGUAAACUAAGAUUGGGGCACAGAGCCAAUAGAAAACUCAUCCUAUAGGGUGGAAGUGACCCCACUGUUGCCUUAGCUCUUGGGCACUGGCGCAUUUCCACUAGAAACACCUGAGAGUCCAGGGUUUUAACUCUGGGCCUCCUGCCACCCACACAGAUUGAGAUUCAUUGGCACAAAGCCACUAACUGGUCCUGGAAUUGUCCUGACCUUUGAGGGGGAACAUGGGGAUCCCUGGUAUGUCUCCAUGGUGCGCACACAGGUUUUUACAAAAGCUACAGGAGAACACCCUUGGGCUCCUGCUGCUUGAUUCUAGUCUUUCCUGUUUCAAUCUGUAGAAAAAUGCCAGUUGCAGCUCCCCAGAUUGAUUCGCUGACCCACAGCUGGAAGCUCAGGACACAAUACCAAGGGGAAGGGUGGAAUUGUCAGGCACUGGGGUUUGUGCUGGGAUUUAGGUGAUUUAAAAAACACUUUCCACUCAAAUGUGCUGUUUACUCUCGCUGUUUGCAGCUAGGAGUUUCCAUUACUUUAAUCCCUGCCUGACAUUUCUUGCUAUUUGCUGGCCUCACGGGUGUCGCACAGAUAGAAAGUUACCACUCUCGGUAGAGUGUAUCCAUUUCUGUGUCUAGCUUGUGUGGGUUCCGUCCUGUGGGCUGCACUGCCUGGCUUCCUUUUCUCAGCCUACUGAGGUUUCAUCUGUUUACUGCCAACAGCCAGUUCUCUUGUGCUCACUGUGUGGCUACUACACCAUUUAUCCAUCCAUUUUCCUUGCAGUGGACGUUUGGGUUGUCCCUGUUUGUCACUGUGUGAGAAGUGCUGCUGUGGAGGGAUAUAGUCUGCAAACCUGUUCUUUAUCCUAACAUUAGGAGGGAGAUGCGUGAGGAUGAGGGGUUUAAGGUCUCCCUCAAUAAACCCUUCAAACAUUUCCUGCAUUCCUCUCAGGCAGGCAGCCAGCUCCAGUUUCAGUGAGUAAUCGUAUCUCAAAAGAUAAGAUGGGGAGCAAUAGAAAUCAGCCUCCUGCCCCCACAAGUCACAGGCACGUGCAUGUGCACACACACACGCACGCGCGCGCACACACACACAUACUAAUGAUAAUUAUAAUAAUUUAAAAAUAUAUUACAUGUUUCUGUUGGGAAAAUACAUGAAUUUAGAGAAGACUUGAACACCAUUAUUUCCAGCUGAGCCAGGCUAGCUUUUCUAGAACCUUCUCUAACAUAGCAGAAAGCAUGCUUACUCUGGCCAAGCUGGACCAUGAGCCCUUGCCACACUGAAAACGAGUGUGACAAAAUUCAGGACUGGGUUAGCAGUAUAUUCCCCGACGAGUGGGAAAUCAACUAGAACGCCAAGUCUUGUGUUUCAGUGUAGGUUUCAAUGGAAUUCGGAGAGCUCCUCUUCCCUUCAGUGAAGCAGCAAUUUCUGCCACACUGGGAGAUUAUUGUUUAAUAUGUUCUAUCCCCUCCACAGAGGAAAGCUUAAUCUAUCAGCCACUUUGGACACCCACUCUGUUGGUUCUUGUUCUAGAAGCUGCUCUUUGCUUAUAGUAAAUACCCGUGCUUCAAAAGCUUUCUGUAUUGAUCAGAAACAUCACUACGCCUCCCCCUCCUGACAGCCCACCACCCUGCUGCUUGGCAGCAGUUUGACAGAAUAAUCUGGAAUGAUCUUAGUUUAGACCACAGCUGUGUGACCGCCCAACACAGAGGGAGGUUGCUGUCCCUCCGUUCACAAUGCCCCCACUCCUUUGCGGAGGUCUCCAUGUGUCUGUUGGCCUCCCUCCCAACAAAAGCUUCUUCCCAUGAACUGUGUGUUAUACCUGGAAGCAUUGUGGUCCUUGAAAUAUCCUUUGUCCUAAUCCUUGAUACGAAUUUUCCCCCUCUGCCUUCCCACCUCACUGCUGCCUCAGAUUCUUAUUGUCUGCAGUUUGGGCUGUAGGUUCUCCCUGGGAAGGAUUUCCUGAUGGCUGUUCCCACUGUCUUUGCAUCAUGUUGGAUGACACGGAGGACAUCUCCCAACCCACUCAUCAGCGCUCACAGCCCUGCCAUCAGUCUGAGAUCGGACGCCUUUCUCUGAUGCUCAUAUUUUCAAAGCGUUGUCACCUCCAAGUACCAGUGCUCCAUCUGUCACGCCUCUUCCCUCCGGGUCUCCUCAUGAGGCUGCUGUCAUCCAGGUUCCCUGCAUCUCUGCUGAUCUGAGCUCCCAGACACUUCUCUGAUCCUGCAGUGCUCUCGGCUCACUAUGUCUCCUGCUGACUUUGCUUCUGUUUCUUUUCCAUACACAAUCCUUCUAGUUGGUCUUCCUUCAUUUAUUCCUGUUAUUUUGGACUUUGUGUUAUUAAUAUCCUUCCUCUCCUCCGUGGUACCUCAUGAGUUUUAAAAAUUAAU
Molecule: messenger RNA, 7441 nt
Organism: Microtus oregoni (creeping vole)
Lineage: Eukaryota; Metazoa; Chordata; Mammalia; Rodentia; Cricetidae
Gene: Chrna4
Product: cholinergic receptor nicotinic alpha 4 subunit
Exons: 6
Coding region: 13-2292 (759 amino acids)
Biological process (GO): regulation of membrane potential; monoatomic ion transmembrane transport; chemical synaptic transmission
Cellular component (GO): synapse; neuron projection; postsynaptic membrane
Molecular function (GO): transmembrane signaling receptor activity; acetylcholine-gated monoatomic cation-selective channel activity
Source: RefSeq, a predicted model, not a curated record